This is a messenger RNA of Zingiber officinale, 1662 nucleotides long. RefSeq lists its product as uncharacterized. Lineage: Eukaryota; Viridiplantae; Streptophyta; Magnoliopsida; Zingiberales; Zingiberaceae. The coding region runs from base 1 to 1662 and encodes 553 amino acids. The transcript has 8 exons. The record is from RefSeq and is a predicted model, not a curated record.
AUGAGUGGCGACAUUUGGGUGAGGAUGGCCGGCGAUCGAGUAGCCCCCCGAUUACAAGCACCGGAACCAGAUCCGAGAGCUGGCGGUGUCGAUUCUAGGCUGGUGACCACCGGUCGUGGGUCCGCAGCGAUCGGCAGUGGCGUUAGGGCACAGCGGAUGGGACUCAAUCGCUUCAGCGAGGGUCGGCACAGCCCUCGCAGUGGCGGCGAUGGAUUCAAGUUGGCACCGAGCGUCUCUCCAAAUGUGAGGAGAUCGGAAGAGGAGAGAGCAGCGUCGACUGUGGGAGAGGAGUGCCCGGUGAUCGUCGGUGUCGAGUCAUCCGCACGAGAGGGCCAUGAUGAGAAAUCUAGUUUAUCUAAUCGUGGCAAUUUUCUUGAAUUUUUGGAUGUGCUAACUAUGUACAAUGACGAACUUUCAAAAGCAAUUGCGAAAGCUCCAAAAAAUGCCAAGUAUACAAGUCACGAUAUUCAGAAACAAAUACUUCAUCUGAUUUCCAUGAGAGUGAAAAAUGUAAUUCGUGAAGAAAUUGGAGUUGCCAAGUAUUGCAUAAUUGUCGAUGAAUCUCGAGAUGAAUCAAAAAGAGCAAAUGUCUAUAGUAUUGAGAAUGUCAUAUAUUCUACUUUGGCUCACUAUAAUUUGGAUGUUCAAAAUAUUAGAGGUCAAGGUUAUGAUGGUGCUAGUAAUAUGAGGGUUGUAGCAUCAAAAAAUGUGACACCUAUUCAUCAAUUUUUUGAUAGAUUAACUUUUAUAGUUAAUAUUGUUGGUUCUUCAUGUAAGCGUAAUGAUGAAUUGAAGAAUGCUCAUGCGGAUGACAUUGCACAUUUGAUUGCAAUUAAUGAACUCGAGACAGGGCGUGGACUUAAUCCAAUAGGUACUUUACAACGAGCUGCUGAUACACGCUGCAGUUCUCAUUUGAAAUCAUUGAAAGGCCUAAUUAAGAUGUUUAGUGCAUCGUAUACGGUAUUGUUCAAGGUUAUGGAUGAUGGGCUUCCUUUUCAACGAGCAGAUGCAACAUCUGUUUAUGAUGAAAUGACUUCUUUUGAUUUUGUAUUCAUCUUGCAUCUUAUGAAUGAGAUUAUGGGGAUCACAGAUAUUCUUUAUCAGGCUUUGCAAAGUAAGUCUCAGGAUAUUAUAAAUGCAAUGGAGCUGGUAUUAUCUACCAAGAAUUUACUUCAACAUAUGAGGGAUAACAAAUGGAAUGAUGUGCUUGCAAAAGUGAAAUCUUUUUGCGAGGAUGAGCCCGCGUUCGUCAAGACAAUUUCACCAUUGAGCAUCAUUAUCAGUAAUGCCUUAAAUCCUCAAAAUGUGAUGGAGUCUUUCAAAAUUAAGGAUAUUUGUAAAUUAGUUGAAAAGUUUUAUGCCCAAGAUUUUACAAAAGAUGUAAAAGAGCAAUUGGAGAUGCAAAUGAAGCAUUACGAGUAUAAUGUAGUCAAAGGACCCGACUAUAAAAAUCUUUCAACUAUUUCAGAAUUAUGUCAAUGUACAUUAUAUUCACUGGUAUUUAUGCAGCUAGAGUCAUUAUUGACAUGGAAAGUGGAAGGUCUAGACUCUAGAGAGUUUGAUUUUGUGACUUUUACAUGCAGUGAAGAAGCUUCAGUUGCUAUAUGUGGCAUGGAUGGGAAGCUGCCAUCCCAGAACAAAUACACUGGAUUAUGCGCCUGA